Planococcus citri (citrus mealybug) is the source of this 1454-nucleotide messenger RNA. Its product is annotated as glycerophosphodiester phosphodiesterase 1-like. Gene Ontology annotation, molecular function: glycerophosphodiester phosphodiesterase activity. The record is from RefSeq and is a predicted model, not a curated record. Gene Ontology annotation, cellular component: plasma membrane. The coding region runs from base 1 to 1077 and encodes 358 amino acids. NCBI's taxonomy places the organism in Eukaryota, Metazoa, Arthropoda, Insecta, Hemiptera, Pseudococcidae. The transcript is spliced from 6 exons. Gene Ontology annotation, biological process: N-acylethanolamine metabolic process; phospholipid metabolic process; ethanolamine metabolic process.
AUGUUCGGUGGUAAAAUGAAGAAAAUAAUCGAUUUAUUUGAUGUCGAAUUACUAAUUAAAAGCUUAUUCUUGUGGGUAUUCCUUUACUCGAGUUUUAUCGCUUUGGUGGAAGUAACUUUAUGUUAUAUUCUGUUUUCUGUUUUCAUCUAUGCUUUCAUUUUAUACUUUUCUCUUACGCCUCCGAAUGAAAAAAUAGUGAAAAAUAUAUUCGGCGAGAAUCCACGAAUCCGAUUACGUGAUUCAACGGACUUGAGUCUCGUUAAUAACUCUGAGCUUAACCGAUCAUUUUCUAUUGCUCAUAAUGCUGCAGUGCUCGAUUUUAAUGAAAAUAACGCAGAAGCUCUGAGACUGUGUUCGAAAUAUGGGUGUCAACUCAUCUUUCUAGACGUCCAUGUAACCAAAGAUAAUGUACUAGUCGUUCAAAGAAAUUUUAAAUUUCGUUUAGAAAACGAAGAUCAUAAUGCUACGAAAUCGAUACCGCAAUAUAACCUGAAUGAUUUUAUAUCAAAACAAAAGCCUAAUCUCUGCACUUUGGACGAAAUCUUGCCCACUGUUGAAAAUUUGGACGUUAGAAUUAUAUUCAACAUUAUCCAUCCUUAUUAUAAAAGUUCUAACUCUGUUAUCUCUGCUUUGUUGAAAAUAUAUGAGAAAAAUCCAUUUUUGUACCAGAAGGGUGUUAUUUGCUCCUCGAAUCCUAUCAUCUUGUACUCUGUUCGAAAAAAUGAUCCAUCCGUGAUAGUAGCUCUGAAAUGGUCAGAAAAGUCAGAACAGUCCCCCACUUCUGUAUCUAUUAGUUGGUUGAAAAAAUUACACUGUAGCAAUUCGGUGAAACAUUUCAUUUUGGAAUACGUUGAUUCAUGUUCUUGGUGGCUUCUCAAUCAUUUCUUUUAUCGUAUUAUUGGAAUAUCAGCUGUAAUCCUUCCAAAGAAAAUAAUUACACCAAAAAUUGUCGAAGAUUGGGAUAGGAAAAAUGUGCGGUGUAUUGUUGGUAUCGUAAACUUAUCCAUGGAAAAGACAUACUAUGCAAAUGCUUUAGGAGUGCCUUUUCUUACCGAUACGUUAUUGAAUGUGAAUUGAAAAGUAAUCUUAACAAAGAAGAAAUCUGAUAACGAUGAGUAUAUUUAACUUUCAUUUUUUUCUCAAUUUCGGUUAUACUUACUGUUAGUUCUUCAAGUAUAUUAUGCAACUUUCAAGAAAUAUUUGUAUGUUAAUUGCACAAUUACGCAUUUUUACUUAAUCGAGGUAUUUUUUAAAAAAAUGUAUACGUUUUGUACCAAAGUGUGAGUUUUUUAAUUUAGAUGAAAAAACUGUGUUCGAUGUACCUGUUUUAACAUUUUCUACCUAUCUAUUUUACUUUCAACAGUUUUUUAAAAUAAAUUAUAUGAUCUCUUUUAUAAAUACAAUUUGUAAGUCAAAAAUUUCAUUUUAAUAAACGUAAAAAAUUUAUUUUCUUU